This is a messenger RNA of Anopheles marshallii, 576 nucleotides long. RefSeq names its product deoxyuridine 5'-triphosphate nucleotidohydrolase (gene dUTPase). Gene Ontology annotation, biological process: dUMP biosynthetic process; dUTP catabolic process. Gene Ontology annotation, molecular function: dUTP diphosphatase activity; magnesium ion binding. The transcript is spliced from 2 exons. The coding region runs from base 1 to 576 and encodes 191 amino acids. NCBI's taxonomy places the organism in Eukaryota, Metazoa, Arthropoda, Insecta, Diptera, Culicidae. The record is from RefSeq and is a predicted model, not a curated record.
AUGACCGGGCUAGUCACUUUGUGUCGAGCAGAGCUUGUCAAACAAAUCGGCAUUUUUCGCGCCAAGAAUCAUAGGCUAUUCGUUUCCCGGCAGUCCGCAUCGGCUAUCAUAGGUAAAACACAAUUCAAAUUAACAAUGCCUGAACAAAAGUGUGUUCUAAAGUUCGCCAAACUAUCCGAAAACGCUUUUGCACCGACAAAAGGUUCUGCCAAAGCUGCUGGAUAUGAUCUGAGAAGUGCAUAUGAUUAUACAGUGCCUGGCCGUGGAAAACAGCUUGUCAUGACCGAUAUUCAGGUGCAGGUACCGGAAGGUUGCUAUGGACGGGUUGCUCCUCGUUCCGGAUUGGCUGUGAAGAAUUUCAUCGACGUGGGAGCCGGUGUGGUUGAUGAGGACUACCGCGGCAACGUCGGUGUAGUGCUUUUCAAUCACUCGGAAGCAGAUUUCGAAGUCAAGAAAGGUGAUCGUAUCGCGCAGUUUAUUUGCGAGAAGAUAGCUUAUCCGGAUUUGGAAGAACUUCCGACGCUUACGGAUACCGAACGCGGUGCAGGAGGUUUCGGAUCUACCGGUACGAACUAA